AAUUGCCAUCAAGCACUCUAGGCAAGUGUUCUGCGUUCUGCGGCGUUUCAGAUAGCUGAAUUUAAUCAACUGCAGUUAUUUGAAACCUAGAGCUGUUGCUGAGAAGGUAGGAAGGCAAGAAAAUGGGUGUCCGACGAUUGGGACCGUUACCACGGGCGUUUGACCGACUGUAACUCAUACAGAUCUUGGCUGACAUGCAGGGUAACAACACGAUUUGUAGACGCUACUGUCCGGUGAACGAUGCGUUUGUCCGAUGAACGGGGUAUGCAAGGCUCCGCACAGUUUUCAAUCUCAUUCUAAGCAGAGAAGAGGUACAAUGCUCUCUUUUGGUGUGCUCGAUUACAACUUGGAUACCUACAUUUAUGAUGUGGUAAGGACUGCGUUCAAAAACGAAUAACUGAGAACUCGCGUCUGGAAUAUGAUGGUGUCCGAGGAACGGACCCGCGCUCUACGUGUUCUGUACAAAUAUACACACAAUGGCUGUUGUCAUUCUUGGCUGUAAGGUUUUGCCUUCGUUGGCUAGAAGAAUUGAAGUAGGAGUGCAGAUUUACAAACAUCUGCAAAGAGAUGCUUCCUUCAUGGAACAAAAGGUUUUGAUCAUGGUGGGUCCCAGUUCAGUAGGACAGACAUUCAAUGUAGCUACAAAGAUGCGAGAUAUUGCUGUGGAAAGCGGCAUUGCCGAAGCAAACGUUUUGCUAGAAGAUCAAGGAAAGAACACCGUUGAAAAUGCGUAUUUUAGCAAACGGGUGGUUGAUGACUUGAAGAUCAAUGAAAUUCAUCUUGUGUCGUCAGAAUUCCACAUUCCACGAAAUAAAAUGAUUUUUGGAAACUUUUUUCACAAGCCGUGCUAUAACGUUUACUAUCAUGGAACUAAAGAGGAAAUAACAAAGGAGGAAAAGGAGGCUGAGGACAAUGAGAUAAACAUGGUAGAUCACAAUAUUCACUACUGUAUUACUGAUUAUGGAUCCAAAGAAAAACUGUUGACAUUUACAUCACCUGUGUUAUUGAUUGAUGGAUUUAUUCAUGGCUUUACCACUCGGAUUGGUGGUGUGUCUUGUUAUGAGCCAGCAGCUUCCCUUAAUCUUCUUUUCAAGCCUUCUAAUCGAGAUCCAAUGAUCUUCGUUCAAGAGAACCGGAGAAGAGUAGCUGCUGCUAUCGGCAUUAACAUGAAAACUGCUCAGUGUGUCAGAGUUGCACAUCAAGCAGAUGUCUGGGUUGUUGGUGACCCAAGGCCAGACUACUAUGAUGCCAUCAUAACUGAUCAAGCUGAAGUUGCUAUUGUUACUGCUUUUGCUGAUUGCAUGUCUAUUUUGUUGUGUGAUCCCGUUAAUCAUGUUAUAGCUGCUAUCCACAUAGGAUGGCCCCGAUCUUUGCGACAGAUUGUUAGUCAAGUUAUAGAAAUAAUGAAAAUGAGAUUCUCUUGUAAUCCAGAAAAUAUGAGGGCUGCUCUUGGACCAUCACUUGGUCCAUGCUGCUAUGAAUCAGUAGAUGUCUUGUUUGAUGACAGCGAUGUCACUGUCAGGGAAUUUAUUAUAGCAAAUCCAGAGUGGAAGUGUCCUCAUCUGGAUUUGUGGGGAUAUCUUUAUAUCACUUUACAGAAAUAUGGUUUAUUGGAAAAGAACAUGGACGUACCAAAACCAUAUCAUGAGAAAAUCAAUCCUUCUGUUAUCUUGUUUUCAUCCACAGUUUCUAGAUGUACAUGUUGUGACCCUGGCAAGUUGUUUUUCUCUAGUACUCGAGAUGGCCCUCAAUUUGGCUGCUCCUUGGCUAUCAUACUAAUGAAGUCAUACUCUAUCAGAGGAUUGAAAAGUCUUUUGUAAUACGUGUGUACGGGUGUACGGAUAUUUAGAGGAAGCAAUCCACGCUAAUUAGCAGAUUACAAUGAAGUUGAUAGACUCAUGAUCAAUUUUACUAUAGCUUACAAUUUAUUUCCAGAACGUGUAGCUGGUAGGUCUGAUAUUGAUGACAGAGAACAAUAAAAUAUCGACUAUAAUUAGA
Messenger RNA from Corticium candelabrum, 1998 nucleotides. Its product is annotated as purine nucleoside phosphorylase LACC1-like. The coding region runs from base 477 to 1820 and encodes 447 amino acids. Lineage: Eukaryota; Metazoa; Porifera; Homoscleromorpha; Homosclerophorida; Plakinidae. The record is from RefSeq and is a predicted model, not a curated record. The transcript is spliced from 3 exons. Gene Ontology annotation, molecular function: copper ion binding.